Metarhizium album ARSEF 1941 is the source of this 1860-nucleotide messenger RNA. Its product is annotated as FHA domain containing protein. Gene Ontology annotation, cellular component: ubiquitin ligase complex; cytosol; cell division site. Gene Ontology annotation, molecular function: protein binding; ubiquitin protein ligase activity. NCBI's taxonomy places the organism in Eukaryota, Fungi, Ascomycota, Sordariomycetes, Hypocreales, Clavicipitaceae. Gene Ontology annotation, biological process: negative regulation of septation initiation signaling; ubiquitin-dependent protein catabolic process; protein ubiquitination. The transcript has 3 exons. Bases 1 to 1860 code for a protein of 619 amino acids. The record is from RefSeq and is a predicted model, not a curated record.
AUGUUCACGCAGCCAGUAUCGUCUCCUCCGCCGGGGCCGCAGGCUGCCAACCCCGUCUCGCCGUCUCGCCCAAGCCGGCUGCGAGGACUGAGCUACUUGCGCAACUACACUCACAACCAUCUGCUGUCGCGAGACUCGCACCAUUCAUCCUCGUCAUCCGCCAACGCCAACGCCCACGCCCACGCCCACGCCCACGCCCACGCCCACGCCCACGCCCACGCCCCCCCCAACUCCAACUCCAACUCCAGCUCCAGCUCCAGCUCCAGCUCCAACUCGCCCCUCCGCAGCAGCCGGGCACACAGCGGCAACUUGACCCGGUCCGUCAGCUACACCCCGUCGUCGACCUUUUCGCCCGCUUCGCAGAACCCCAACCGGCUCACUCUUGUCAGCACAUCCCCCGACCCUGCGCUUGCUCUGUCGCCGCAGGUCAGCGUGCGAGAGAACAACGGAGCCUCGCUGAACGGCCCCCCGCCCACGAUUCCGGAGACGACUGCUUCCAUCCUCCCGCAGGCGUCGGAGCCGAGUCAAAACGCUUUGCCAGACUCGACGUCCAGCGGCGCCUCGUCCAACAUGAGUGCGACUCGAGCUCGUGCUGUGAGCGAUGCUAACGCACCUGCACCCUCGCCUGCCGCAAAUGAUGCUGGUGCCGGUGCCACGGCCAACGCCGCCCCCGAAAAAGUCCCGUCAAUACGCUUCUCCGCGCACUACGACGUCCGAUCGACUCGGCCCUCGCUCUCAUUUUCCCCAAUCUCGAGAACCCUGCCCAACGGCACCGAGGUCAUCCGCGUGGGGCGAUAUUCAGAACGAGACGGCCAGGCCGCCGCCAUGCACAGCAACCAGCCGUCCGCGGCCCCGGUGGGCUUCAAGAGCAAAGUUGUGAGUCGCCGACAUUGCGAGUUCUGGUGCGAGGAUGGCAAGUGGUUCAUCAAGGAUGUCAAGAGCUCAUCAGGCACCUUUUUGAACCACAUCAGGCUGAGCGCCCCAUCGCAGGAGAGCAAAGCAUAUCCAGUCAACGAUGGCGAUAUUGUUCAGCUCGGUAUUGACUUCAAGGGCGGCGAGGAGAUGAUUUUCCGCUGUGUCAAGAUGAGGUUGGAGCUGAACCGCGGCUGGCAGAACAAGCUCAACAGCUUCAAUGUCGCCGCCCACAAGCGUCUCCGGACCAUGGCAACGGGUGCCCCCCCCGGGGCAGCAUCUGGAUCGAGCUCGCAAAGCUCGCAGGAUUGUUCCAUCUGCUUGAAUUCUGUUGCGCCCUGCCAAUCUCUAUUUGUUGCGCCGUGCUCACACACGUGGCACUUCAAAUGCGUGCGAUCGCUGUUGACGUCCCCACAAUAUCCAAUCUUCGUCUGCCCCAACUGUCGCGCAGGAGCCGAUCUUGAAGCCGAUGUUGACGAGACUUCUGCAGAAUGGCAGCAUCUCAACGAGGAGACGGACUCCAACAAGCAGGAGGAACCCGAAAAUCCGAAACAGGAGGAAUCUUCUGCAGCCGAACCCUGUGCAGCCGAGUCCACGGAGGCUGCGGCGCCGGACACGGAUGCCAUGGAUUUCACAAUGAGCGUCAACGUGUCGGACAGCCCCGGUGCAGCGUCAACGGGCAACUUGUCGCACGCAGCCUCAGAGCCCUUGCCCAUUACAAACCCAGCCUCAGGCACAGGACGUGUAGGCCAUCUACGCAACCAUCGGUCCCCGUCACCGUCAUCUAGCGGCGCAGAAGGCCCCAUCACGCCGAGAAACAAUGCCGGACCGUGGGUAUUUGAUGGCAGUGCCGGACAGCGUGCUGCUGCUGCUGGCAGCCCCGCGAUGCGAAGCCUAGAUGCUGCAGCCGAAAUGGAUGUAGGCGGCGGUGCCAACCCUAGCCGAUGA